CCCCCAUAGAAAUUUAGUAGACUAUUUCAACGCAUGCGCUCACAUGAAUGUCGCCAUCUUAAUUUGGGGUCAGUGAGGGAAGUUACGUGUUUCUUACGGAUUUCUUACGAAUUUCCUGGGCAUGGCGAACAUCGCAGUUGCCAGAAUAAAAAGGGAGUUCAGGGAAGUCGUCAAAAGUGAAGAGGCUGCCAAAUGUAACAUCAGAGUAGAGCUAAUCGAUGAUAACUUCACUGAACUUCGAGGAGAGAUAGCAGGACCACCCGAGACCCCAUAUGAAGGUGGCAAAUUUCUGUUGGAGAUAAAGAUACCAGAAACAUAUCCUUUCAACCCACCUAAGGUGAAGUUCAUGACUAAGAUUUGGCACCCCAAUAUCAGCUCUGUGACCGGUGCUAUCUGUCUGGACAUACUGAAGGAUCAGUGGGCAGCAGCUAUGACCUUGAGAACAGUACUGCUGUCCCUGCAGGCCUUGCUGUCUGCUGCUGAACCAGAUGACCCUCAGGAUGCUGUGGUGGCCAAGCAGUACAAGGAAAAUAGACAUCUGUGGGAAAAAACGGCCAGGCACUGGGCACAAGAAUAUGCUGAAGCACCUAAAAGUAAAAAAGAUGACGAGUUCUAUGACAAAGUAUCUCAACUAGCAGAGAUGGGAUUUGAUCGGCACAAAGCAUUGACAGCCUUGUCUGCACAUGAAUGGAACAUGGAGAGAGCCACACAGGACCUGAUCAGUUAAUCCAUGCCCACCUAUGUAGGACAACAUCUGUAGGAAGGUGCCAGUUUUUAGGAACCGCCAAUCAUCCGGACUCAAUAAACACUCAUCAUGCAAAUUACGUUUGUAAGAGGAUUAAGCAUUUAGGGCCCCAGUUAUGUUAUAACCCCCAGUUACAGAUGUCUGGCUCCCUUAGCUACAAUGUGAUAAAGAACUGUGAGGUGUACACAAACUUUUGACUUGUAGGGAAACAAUAAAAUUGAAGUCUAAGUUUGAUGUAAGUAGAUUUCAUCCCAGAUGACUUGUUUUGUGUCUGAUAAUAUGGCUUAUGAAUUUGAGAUUUGAGACACAGUUUAGAGUUGUUAUGAUGCUAAGAGGUUGUCAGGGAAAUAAGAAAAAUACUUUGGGCAGUUCUACCAGAAAGCUCUGUAGUUUACAACUUUCCUUGAAUAUGACUUCAAAAUUUGGCUAGGGCAGUAAAGUACAAGCAAAGUUAAUUCAGCCAUAAACAGGUUCAAAAGCGUGUUCAUUCAUACUUCAGCCAUGCUUCAAGGCUACAGCUAUGUGAGGUUAGCUGCUUUCUGCAGAAAUAAAUGGUGCAGGAAAUUUAGGGGUUGAUGGGAAGGGGGGUUAAAAAUCUGUGCAUGUACAUAUUUUGUAUGCAAGUGAUCAAUGAAAUGUAUUCUGUAAAAGGCCUUUAUAUUUUGAAAAUGGGGGUCCCCGGGGCAAUGUUUAAGUGGAGAUACCUUCAGUUUCCAAUUUAUUUUGUGAAAGAGGUACAUGUAUAUCAGGCGCUGGGUCCAGUGUCCUUCAUAAUUACACUUACACAUACAUAUUUAAGUCUCUUUGUGAUAGAGAUUUGUAAAAAAAAAAUGUAACAGGCUCUUUGAACAUGUUAUUAGUUCUGAUGUCAUCAAGUUUAAUCGUGCUCCUGGCUGUUUGAUUUUCAUACAUUGUAGUAGAUGUUGGUAUCUGGUAAGGCCACAGCAAGUAAAUUCUAUGGAUGACAUCAGCGCGCGCAUUAAUUUUCGCCUGAUUUCAGAAAAAAAAACAAGAAUUUUUUUCUUCUGCAGGGAUGGUCAACAUGACGAUAAAGUACCAAAAUGAGCAAAUAUAUUGUGUUGUAGCCUAAUAAUUGUACUUGUAGAAGUGACACUUGCGAGGUAUCCGGGACUGUAGUUGUAGAAAUGAAACUUAUUGAAUAGUUGUAAAAUUGACACCAAUAAUGAAGCUAUGAGCGUGGUUACCAACUAUGUUGGUGAUGCCAGUCUUCCACACUAGUGUCACUUUUACCACACCAGUACAUGUCUUAAAUACAGGAAUGAAUGCCUUGUUGGCUCUGAUACCAUGUUUUGUCCCUUUAAUUCGCUUUACAACAUUCAUCACAACUUUAUGGUGCCUAUUUUUGAAAAUGUAGCCAUCUUGUUUUUUUUCACCCAUCUUGUUUUUUUUUUCGCCCUAUCUCACUAUUUUCUAUUUUUCUAUCUUGCUGUAUCAAAACCUGCAGUCUGCAGAGGAUGUCAUCCAUAAAAUUUACUUGCUGUGGCCUAAGUGUUCUUUCUGUUAGUGUCUGUAUCUGACCGUCACCUGAACCAUGCUGUUUGUUUUGUCCAAUGUCUUUCACACAAAAGUACAAUAUUGGUUUUUAUCAGUAAGCAGUUUGAUAUGGUAUCAAUAAGCUCCUCACCUGAGGUGUCAACAAAAUAAUAUUGUCAAAGAUAAUAUAAUUGCAGCCACAAGAGUACCUAGAUUUGUCAUAUAUAUAUGCUCUGUCAAGACUUUUUACGAGCUCAUUGAAACAUUUCCCCCUUUCUGUAUUUCUGAGAGCUGAAUGAAAAUAAAUGCUAAUGUAAAAAAGGAAA
Messenger RNA from Branchiostoma floridae (Florida lancelet), 2565 nucleotides. Its product is annotated as ubiquitin-conjugating enzyme E2 K-like. Gene Ontology annotation, biological process: protein polyubiquitination; proteasome-mediated ubiquitin-dependent protein catabolic process. Gene Ontology annotation, cellular component: nucleus. Bases 122 to 727 code for a protein of 201 amino acids. The transcript is spliced from 8 exons. Gene Ontology annotation, molecular function: protein binding; ubiquitin conjugating enzyme activity. The record is from RefSeq and is a predicted model, not a curated record. Lineage: Eukaryota; Metazoa; Chordata; Leptocardii; Amphioxiformes; Branchiostomatidae.